AGUAGUAUCUUAACAGUGAUUAAGCAUGAUGGUAUAAUGGUAGGAACGAUAACGUCUUACGAUGUGAAUCUUUUCAACAGCACAUAUGAUAAUAUUCGAUUGACCGCUGAUAAGAUUUGGGAGUACAAUCACGAGGACACUUAUCGCAAGCUAAAUCGCUCCCUGUGGAUAAAGAUUUCCAAAUUAUCCCGAAAUCAAAAUAGAAGAAGACAGCUGGUAUCAGACGUUAUCCCGGAGUCACGAUUAUCGAAAUAUGGAAAUUAUCGUUACGAUGAUGAGAGAGAAUGCCUGUACGUCAGAGAUGUGGAGAGGUCAGUCAGUGAGGAAGCCAGCUCCAGCAGUUAUGACCUAUCAAAAGAACCCUGGUUGCACCCUGAUGUCAAGGAGUACUUCACCCGGUUGAAGUCCAAAGCCUUGCCAUCGUCAGAGGCAUUGUCAGACGAUUCAUCGAGUAAUUCAGGGUGUAUCGAUGAGGAGUACAAGAAACACUGUCGUCUACCCUACACCAUCAAUAGUGUUGGUGAAUUGCAACUCAAGCUUCGUAUAUCCAGUGAUAAAGUAAUCGACCUCUGGAGAAAACAUAGCACAGAAGAAUUGAUCAGUUAUGGGAAUAAUAGAGAGCAACGAACGGAACAGACCUACCAUCCAAAGCAAAGGGGUAUAGGAAGCCAAGUAUUGUGCAAUGUAGAGACUCACACAAUCGUUAUAUCGAAAAAUCGAUAUAGGGAGAGGGAUUGCAAAUGUAGUGCAAAAGCGUCUGUGCCCCCUGUGCCAAUUCUAAGUGCUGAAGUACCAGAAUUUUUCCCCAAGGGACCACGCCUGGAGGCGCAAUAUGAGUCUGUUCCACUCCAGUAUUUUCCAUCCAUACCGGAGAGAAUUUACAAUCGAGCACCGUUGCCAAAUGUCAGCGCAAUAUUCCAAAAUCCUGCUAUUCCAUUACUGGCAACCCCUAUUAUGACGCCACUGAUCAGAUCACCACAAUGGCUACCAAGGAUAGCUCCACCUCUGCAAAUUCAAGUGCCCAUGUGCACACUGGCCCCGCAGACCUUCACCACCGUCCAAUCAAUCUGCCCUAUCAUUAAUCGUCCAAUUCAACUCCAUGAGAAGAUUAUACAACCCAAUCCAUUGAAUUCAUCACCAAUGCCAGUUUAUCAGCGACCUUUAGAGUACUUUCCGGAGAGCAGGAGGAAGAGUCAGAGGGUUGAUUUUAAGAAUUUGAUACUCCUGACAAAGAGUGGAAUGAAGGCCAGACGCAAUCAAUCAAAUCACUCCAACUCUUGUAAUCCAUCAUUGGAGCCGGGUAGAAAUAAUUUGGCAACUGAUAAUCCCCUGCAGUUUGCCGACAGGCGGAUUUAUCCGAACCAACCGAAACACUUCAUUACUUCAACUUCUGCGACACCAGAUUUGCAAAAUUCCGAGUGUCUGUUAGAUGUCAUAAAUGUUUGCGAAUCUAACUCCCUGGAGGUAGAUAAUGACGAUUAA
This is a messenger RNA of Fopius arisanus, 1482 nucleotides long. RefSeq lists its product as uncharacterized. The coding region runs from base 37 to 1482 and encodes 481 amino acids. NCBI's taxonomy places the organism in Eukaryota, Metazoa, Arthropoda, Insecta, Hymenoptera, Braconidae. The record is from RefSeq and is a predicted model, not a curated record. The transcript has 4 exons.